This is a messenger RNA of Ogataea philodendri, 1110 nucleotides long. RefSeq lists its product as uncharacterized. The coding region runs from base 1 to 1110 and encodes 369 amino acids. Lineage: Eukaryota; Fungi; Ascomycota; Pichiomycetes; Pichiales; Pichiaceae. Gene Ontology annotation, biological process: reciprocal meiotic recombination; mitotic recombination; chromosome organization involved in meiotic cell cycle. The record is from RefSeq and is a predicted model, not a curated record. Gene Ontology annotation, molecular function: ATP hydrolysis activity; ATP binding; ATP-dependent DNA damage sensor activity. The transcript has a single exon. Gene Ontology annotation, cellular component: condensed nuclear chromosome.
AUGACCCAAGUUGCUGAACCGGGCCAUUUAAUGUCCAACGACCAACAGAUGAGCAUGAGCGAACAGGAGUCUGCUGCUGAAUACCACGACGGAAUGGUGGCGGAGGACGACGAUGACUACUCCGCGGGCCCUGUCCCGAUCCAGCAGCUGGUAGGAAACGGGAUCUCUCCCCAGGAUAUCAAGAAGCUGAAGGAGGCCGGCUUCCACACGGUGGAGUCGAUCGCGUACACCCCAAAACGCCAUAUUGUCACGGUGAAGGGUAUUUCCGAGUUGAAGGCAGAUAAGUUAUUAAUGGAGGCAUCCAAGCUGGUUCCCCUUGGGUUCACGACUGCUACCGAGUUCCACCAGAGAAGAUCCGAACUGAUCUGUCUCACGACCGGGUCCAAGCAGCUGGACACGCUUCUGGGAGGCGGUGUCGAGACCGGGGCCAUCACGGAGGUGUUUGGAGAGUUCAGAACAGGAAAGUCGCAGCUUUGCCACACUCUGGCAGUCACUUGCCAGCUCCCAAUCGACAGCGGGGGAGGCGAGGGAAAAUGUUUGUACAUCGACACAGAGGGAACAUUCAGACCGAUCAGAUUGGUGGCUAUAGCCAGGCGGUUUGGGCUGGACGAGAAUGAGACUUUGGAUAACGUGGCGUACGCUAGAGCAUAUAACGCGGACCACCAGCUGCAGUUGCUGCACCAGGCCGCCAGCAUGAUGACUGAGUCGCGGUUCUCUCUGCUGAUUGUCGACUCCAUCAUGGCGCUGUACAGAACCGACUACAGUGGUAGAGGAGAGUUGAGUGCCAGACAGAUGCAUGUUGCCAAGUUCAUGCGGAUGCUGCAGAGACUGGCGGACGAGUUUGGAAUCGCCGUGGUUAUAACCAACCAAGUCGUCGCGCAGGUGGACGGAGGAGCGAUCUUCAAUCCGGACCCAAAGAAACCGAUCGGAGGUAACAUCGUGGCACACUCGUCCACCACGAGACUCUACUUCAAAAAGGCCAAAGGUGCCAACAGAAUUUGCAAGAUUUACGAUAGUCCGUGCCUGGCGGAGAGCGAGACUGUGUUUGCUUUAGGCCAAGGAGGAAUCAUCGACCCGUCUGACGAGACCGAGGCUGCUGAAGACGAAUAA